AUGGGCCGACCAGGUGCAAAUCUAAAACCGAUUGCAGAGAAGAAAGAAAUGGGUGGAGCCGAAAAAGAACGGAAGAGGAAGUUUCAGCAAGCUGAGGACAACAAAAUGUCCGUGACGAUGUCCAAAUUUGUUAAACGAGCACCAAUAAAUCCUCCAAGCAGCUCGGAUGGCUCGUCUCUACAAAAUGGAAAUCAAAUCCCAGAACGCUCGCCGUCAUCUAAUCGAGACGUCUUGCCAGUGCCGGUGGAUAUUUCAGAAAAUUUUAAAGAAGAUGACACUUAUCCCAGUUUAGGCAUGGAACAAACUGACGAAAAAGAUAACAACUCUGUGUUAUUUGAUGAAUCUCACCCCAGCACUUGGACCACACCUCUGUCACAAUUGCAGAAAUCAAUAUUACUGUCAAAACUUCCGGUACAGAAAAUGUUGGAUAAUUUUCCCAAACGAGGACAACUUUCAUUCAACCCAAGUCAUUAUAUGAAAAAGGCGACCGGCACAUCAGGAAGGGAAUGGCUUGUUUAUAGUGUUUCGACGAACAGUUUAUUCUGUUUUUCAUGCUCUGUUUUCACCGGUACGACUUCGACCUUGGCAAAUUCUCCCUGGACGAAUAUUGGCAUCAACAAUGUGGGAUUUACGGAUUUUCCUCAUCAGGCUCGAGCGAUCAAACUCCACGAGGAAUCCCAAGCCCAUUUUCAAUCAGUGAUUUGCUGGAAGCAAUACGAGAAAUUACAUUCUUCAUCAAAAUUAAUUAACCAAUCAGUCCAAGAAGCAACGCUGAAUGAGAUCAGUUUCUGGAAGCAGGUUCUACAUAGUAUGCUGGACGCAAUUAUUUUCCUUGCAAAAAAUAAUCUAGCAUUCCGAGGAACAUCGUCUAAACUUGAUGACCAUGACUGUGGGAACUUCCUCUCAUUAAUUAAGUUGUUAGGAAAAUAUUAUCCCCCUCUGGCUCUUCAUAUCAGUCGCCUCAAGAAAUCAAAAGUCAGCUACAUGUCGCCCAGCAUUCAGAACGAGUUUAUUUAUUUGUCCGCUGCAACUGUGAGAAAGGAAAUUUUGCAAAAUGUUAAGGAACGUGAUUACUACUCGAUUAUGUUUGAUGCUACGCAAGAUGCAUCUCGAAAUGAACAAAUUAGUCAAGUUUUGAGAACUGUCAAAAUUAAUGCUGGUGAAUGCAAGAUCGAAGAAAAUUUCAUUGAUUUCAUAAACUAUGAUGGAAAGUCCGGCCUACAAUUAACAGAAAUGAUAAUUCGGAAAUUAGUAGAAGACGGAUUGGAUAUACAGAACUGCAGGGGUCAAGUAUAUGACAAUGGCUCAAAUAUGAGCGGUUUUUAUCAAGGUGUGCAGGCAAGGUUUAAAGAAAUUAACAAGAAAGCUAUAUUUAUACCGUGUCCGGACCAUUCAUUAAACCGUGUAGGAGAAAGUUCUGCCAAUAAGGUGCUUCCUGCUAAAUUGCUACUUGGUCAAAUACAAUGUUUGUUCGUAUUCUUUUCGGGAUCUACAUCAAGAUGGUCAGUCCUAAAAUCUCAUAUUAAUAAAUGUUUGAAAGGACAUUCUAGUACUCGCUGGGCGUCCAAAGCAGAAGCUGUCUCCACUUUAUUCGAAGAGUUUGAAGGAACAUGCGAGGCUCUAAUCGAAUUAACCAACUCGGAAGAAGUUAAUGCUCAGACAGUGGCUGAUGCAAACUCGCAAUUUGUCCGAAUUUUUAAUUUCAAAUUCAUUCUUGGCUUAACCAUUUGGGACUUCAUUCUAUCAAGAAUCCAGAUUACAAAUUUGGCAUUGCAAGAUAAGUCCAUUACGCUGGAAAUAGCAAGCAAGCAUGUCAAAGGUUUGCUGAAUUGGCUCAAGGAUUUUAAACUGCAAGGGUUUGAGAAAUCUGUCAGAAUAACAGAAAAGAAAGCAGAAGAUAUUGGAAUAACAAAAGAUUCCGGUUUUCAUUAUCGACUAACAAGAGGAAUUAGACCACUUCGUUUCCGUGAUGUAGGUUCCCGUGAAACACACGGUGCAACACACCAAAACAAUUUAGAGAAAUUUGAAUCAGAUUUUUUUAUUGCUUUAAUUGACACCAUGGUAGAUCAAUUUGGGCAUCGUUUUGAUUCCAUAUAUGAGACUACAGAGGCCUUUAACUUUCUCUGGGGAAUUUCGCUCAAUCAAAAUAAUACAGAGUCAAAUAUUAAGGCAGUACAGGACCUCGCCAAGAAGUACGAGAAUGACUUUGAGUUGUCAGUAUUUUGUAAAGAGAUAUUAUAUUUAAAAAGUGCGAUUACACCAUUCAUCGAAGACCGUUCUGUGGAGAAGAUGUCAGCUAUGGACAUUUUAAAUAUUUUAACUAUCAAUGGGCUGCAGCAGCAAUUCAUAAAUUGUCACACAGCAUUAAGGAUCUUCUUGACAAUUCCAGUCACUACUGCCACAAAUGAGCGCAGUUUUUCGAAAAUGAAAAUUAUGAAAAAUUAUCUCAGGUCAACUAUGGGUCAGCAGCGCCUUAGCGAUUUAUCUAUUCUAUCAAUUGAACAUGAUAUCGUGGAACGUCUCUCAUUUGAUGAAAUAAUCAAUAACUUUUCCAUUUCAAAAUGUCGAAAAGUGAAAAUUUGA
Molecule: messenger RNA, 2583 nt
Organism: Folsomia candida
Lineage: Eukaryota; Metazoa; Arthropoda; Collembola; Entomobryomorpha; Isotomidae
Product: zinc finger MYM-type protein 1
Exons: 3
Coding region: 1-2583 (860 amino acids)
Molecular function (GO): protein dimerization activity
Source: RefSeq, a predicted model, not a curated record